GUGUAAUUUCAAACAUUACAAAAUCAGCUAUAAAAAAGAAACCUUGUUAGGGUUUUACCGUUUUUCGUCUUCUUCUUCAAGCGGCUGUUCCUGAUUUCCUUUCGCUCUUCUCCAAGAAUCAGCCCUUUAUUCACGCAGAAUGGAAUCGCAAAUCAAGCAUGCUGUGGUUAUCAAGGUGAUCGGCAGGACGGGAUCUCGUGGGCAGGUGACUCAGGUGAGGGUGAAAUUCAUCGACGAUCAGAACCGUUUCAUCAUGAGAAACGUCAAGGGACCGGUCAGGGAGGGCGACAUCCUCACCUUGUUGGAAUCUGAGAGAGAGGCUAGGAGACUCCGUUGAUUUCUCUCCCUCUUUAAUUCCUAUCAAUUUCAAUUUUAUGUUGCCUUUUCAUAUGUAAAACUAGAGCUCAAAUGCAGAACUAAUUACUGUUUUUGUUUUUUUCAAUCCACAUUAUUUUUAUUA
Salvia hispanica is the source of this 460-nucleotide messenger RNA. RefSeq names its product small ribosomal subunit protein eS28x. The record is from RefSeq and is a predicted model, not a curated record. NCBI's taxonomy places the organism in Eukaryota, Viridiplantae, Streptophyta, Magnoliopsida, Lamiales, Lamiaceae. Gene Ontology annotation, biological process: ribosomal small subunit assembly; maturation of SSU-rRNA; translation. Gene Ontology annotation, cellular component: ribosome; cytosolic small ribosomal subunit. Gene Ontology annotation, molecular function: structural constituent of ribosome.